AUGAUGAGUGCUGGUCGCUUGAUAUUCAAAGUUCGAAAAGUUUUUUUUACUGCUUUAUCUAUAAUUGUAUCUAUACAUGGUGCAUUUUUCUUAGUUACAGUUCAAGCUAUAUUAAAGUUUAUUUAUAAAAAUAAUUUAACAAAGUUACAAUAUGGUUUGAAUUGGACUAAACGUGGCUUUAUUAUACUAUUAGUGUCUGUAUUGAACAUCGUUGCUCCAUCUUCUGUUCGUAUCACUACAGAAGAUGAAACUAUACCAAGGGGAACCUUUAUUAAAGAUCUGAAAAAGGGUAGAAUCGUAUCACAUUUAAAUAAGAAGUCUGUAAUGAUCUGUAAUCAUCAGAUUUAUACAGAUUGGGUUUUCCUAUGGUGGAUUACUUAUACCUCUAAUUUGGCUGGUAAUGUUUAUAUUAUGUUAAAGAAAUCAUUAGAAUUUAUCCCAAUAUUAGGUUAUGGUAUGAAAAACUAUAGAUUCAUCUUCUUGUGCAGGAAAUGGGCUGUUGAUAGGCUUGUAAUGAAUAAUCAAUUAGGUGAAAUUGAUGCUGAUGCAAGAGGAUGUGGUAUUGUAUCAGGGAGCUCUCCAAAAGAGAUUAAUGAAGAGGGCGAAGAAUCAUGGGAUACUAGUAUAAUUGGUGAUAGGACGAAUGUUAAAUGGCCUUACUCUGUUAUUUUGUUUCCAGAAGGGACUAACAUGAGUGUAGCUACAAGACAGAAGAGUAAAGAAUUUGCAGCAAAAGUUAAUAGAAAACCUUAUGAAAAUGUAUUAUUACCACGUUCAACUGGAUUAAGGUUUACUUUACAAAAAUUAAGCACAAGUAUUGAUGUUGUAUACGACGUCACAAUCGGUUACUCUGGUGUUAAGAAGGAUGAAUAUGGUGAAUUGAUUUAUAGAUUACCAAAGAUCUUUCUAGAAGGUAAGAUGCCUAAACUAAUUGAUAUACAUAUGAGAGCAUUAAAGAUCGAAGAUAUACCAAUUGAUGAUGAAGAUAAAUUCAAUAAUUGGUUAUAUGACAUUUGGCAAGAAAAAGAUGAAUUAAUGGAAUUUUAUUAUAAAAAUGGUACAUUUAAAACCAAUGAGAAUUGUUCAGAAGUUACUGAUUUUUUCACUAUCAGUAAUCUUGAAUUUAUUGGUGCGCUCAGUCUGCCAUUUAUGACAUUAUUUUUGUUCUUAUUUACUGUUUUAAAGAUAUUUAAUUAA
Messenger RNA from Vanderwaltozyma polyspora DSM 70294, 1197 nucleotides. RefSeq names its product lysophospholipid acyltransferase family protein. Gene Ontology annotation, molecular function: acyltransferase activity. Gene Ontology annotation, cellular component: endomembrane system. The transcript has a single exon. Bases 1 to 1197 code for a protein of 398 amino acids. The record is from RefSeq and is a predicted model, not a curated record. NCBI's taxonomy places the organism in Eukaryota, Fungi, Ascomycota, Saccharomycetes, Saccharomycetales, Saccharomycetaceae.